AUGUCAAUAAGGUUACGAAGUGAUCAUUUGCUUCCAAUCGACCACAAUCUUGAGGGCACUCUACGGGCGUUGAGGAGGAUUUUUCGGGAACCAAGGGUGCUAGCUACUAGUGAGGAGCAACCGGGGGAGGUAUUUGAGGAAGAUCAAUCCAGUUCUUCUACUUCUAGUAUCAUGGCGGAGGGUCCACCCCCUCCAAGAGCUUUGAGGGACUAUGGUCACCCCGAAGCAUUUGAGCUCAAAAGUGGGAUACGAAGGCCGGCAACUACCGCUAACUUUGAGUUCUCUCCACAUUUGAUUAGAAUGAUCAAGCAAGAGCCUUAUGGAGGAUUUUCUCAUGAGUGUCCACUUGACCAUUUAGCGAACUUUCUUGAGCUUUGUGCCACGGUCAAGCAAAAUAAUGUUAAUCAAGAGUUCGUGAGACUUAAUCUUUUUCACUUCUCUCUCACGGGGAAGGCCAAGAAGUGGUUACAAUCUCUUCCUCCCGAUUCCUUGACUACUUGGGCGCAAGUGACGGCGGCUUUUGUUGAUGAGUUUUAUUCUCAAGAGAAGACUUCCGAGGCUAGGAGGAAGAUCUCUAAUUUCAUACAAGAUGAGGAUGAGAGUUUGAAUGAGGCAUGGGAUAGGUUCAAAGACCUCCGAAGAUCGUGUCCGCACCAUGGGUAUAGUCAAUGGAUGUUGAUGCAAAGCUUCUAUGAUGGGUUGCUUCCUAUGACUAGAGCUAGUCUUGAUUCCGGAGCGGGGGGUCAACUCACCAAACUUCCGGUUGAUAACAUUGAGCCCACCAUAGAGGAGGUUGUGAGGCAUUACUCUUGGGGAAACACAAGGUCUACAAGCAAGAAGGCUAGUGGCAAAGGGAAGUAUGAUGUAGAUGCUAUGGAUCAUAUCCAUGCCAAGCUAGACACUCUAGCUAAGAAACUCGAGAAGGUGAACUUGGCAUCCCCAAGCCAACCACCUUCCCAAGCUUUCUCUUGUGAAAUUUGUGGGGGUACCGAUCAUGCAAGCUCUUAUUGUGGAGGAUCUACGGAACAUGUUGCAUGGGUUGGUGCAAGGCAAGAGGGGCCUACAAACUUCAACAACCAAGGGAGGUGGAACAACCCCUCUCAAGGAUCAUGGAAACACCCUCCACCACAAAAUCACAACAACUACACAUCCAACUUCCGACCACCCGGUUUCAACCAACCACAACAAAGACCACCCUUUGAGCCUAACCAACCAAAGCCUUCAUCACUUGAGUCUACACUUCAACUUUUCCUUGCCCAACAAACCAAGACCAAUACCGAUAAUGAUAAGAAAUUUGGGGAUAUUCACUCUUCCUUACAACAAAUGCAAGCUCACAACAAAAUGAUUGAGACCCAACUUGCUCAAAUUGCCCAACAAGUAAGCAACACCACUUCCCCCCUACUAAAUUUCCAAGCCAACCCGUGA
This is a messenger RNA of Beta vulgaris subsp. vulgaris (sugar beet), 1425 nucleotides long. RefSeq lists its product as uncharacterized. The transcript has a single exon. The record is from RefSeq and is a predicted model, not a curated record. The coding region runs from base 1 to 1425 and encodes 474 amino acids. Lineage: Eukaryota; Viridiplantae; Streptophyta; Magnoliopsida; Caryophyllales; Amaranthaceae.